This is a messenger RNA of Diceros bicornis minor, 1493 nucleotides long. RefSeq names its product chromosome 39 C6orf120 homolog (gene C39H6orf120). Lineage: Eukaryota; Metazoa; Chordata; Mammalia; Perissodactyla; Rhinocerotidae. The record is from RefSeq and is a predicted model, not a curated record. Bases 105 to 659 code for a protein of 184 amino acids. The transcript has 2 exons.
UCGUCCGGCGCGGCCGCCCGGCCCCGGCCCGGUGCUGCUGGCGCGGCGCCCUGCGGGGAGAGGGACCGCUCACAGAUGAGGUUGCGGCGCUAGGUGUCACCACCAUGGCAGCUCCCUGGAAGAGCGCGCUCCUGAUACUGCUAGCGUCUCAAGCUGUGUCCUUGGUGAAUGCCUCUGACGAGGAGGAAGUUCCAGAAGAAUGGAUCCUUCUGCAUGUUGUGCAGGGUCAGAUAGGAGCCGGGAAUUACAGCUAUCUGCGGUUAAAUCAUGAGGGAAAGAUAGUUCUUAAGAUGCAGAGCUUAAAGGGCGAUGCAGACCUGUACGUGUCUGACAGCACCCUCCACCCGAGUUUUGAUGACUAUGAACUGCAGUCUGUUACCUGUGGCCACGACGUCGUUUUUAUUCCAGCGCAUUUCCAGCGCCCUGUGGGGAUAGGGAUUUACGGACACCCAUCUCACCACGAGAGCGAAUUUGAAAUGAAAGUCUACUAUGACCGAACCAUCGAACAGUACCCAUUCGGUGAGACGGCGUAUUCGGAUGGCACCGAUACGAGUCAUAAGCACGCUUAUGCUCCAGAAGAUGCAUCUCAAGAAGAGGAAUCCGUUCUCUGGACAAUAUUAAUUAGUAUUUUGAAGCUGGUACUUGAAAUUCUUUUUUGAUUUCACUGAACAUACUGUGGAGUUUAAUACCCUUAAUCUGUGAAGUUGACUGCAGUUUGCUGUGAACCUAGCUACUCUCACCUGGUUGGAGUUCUGGUUACCUUUUCUAGUUGGGGGAUGGAAAAAUAAAGCCAUACUGUUUUGUUACCUCAGUUACCCCAAAAGUAGGAAAAGCAGCAAACAUGAUAUUUAUUUCCUUUUAAAGAUCAAAAUUCCUAUAAAAGAAAUAUGAACAAUAAAAUGUUUAAACUCCAUUUUGAUUAGUUUGUCAGGAGACUAAAAAGAAUGAUUAUUGCAGUAAUUUAGGUUUAUAUAAAAGAAAUCAAAAUAGAGCAACUUUUCAUGCAGUUACACAGAUCACAUUAAAAGGCUGAUAGCUUUAUAAUUUUACUCUAGUUACAGAUUCUAAAUGAAGUUACAAUGUGUAGGCUUUGAAGAGUUACUAAAAGCAAGUCUGAGAUGUAAUUUCUUCAUGCUUGCCUGAGCAUGGACACAAGCUCCAUGCCUCCACCCCAAGUAGGGAUGGUACCUCCUAUGUAAACAGGAUUUCCUGGCAGGCUGGUGGUGUUUCUGUGCAGUUGUAAAAUCAGCUGCACCAAAUCUCAUCAGGUCAUUUGUAAUGUUAACAUCUUGGGCUACCUAUUUAUUAAAAUUGUUCCGUUACUAAAUAACUUUCUUAUGCUACUUAUGGUAGGCCAGAAACAAUGUAGAUUAGGAAAAUUUCAUAAAAGUAAAAGUAACUUUCAGGCUAAUAAAAGAAAAGUAUUUCAAAUUAAGCUGCCUAAUAUUUCCACUGAAUUUCCAGAGAGAGUCAAAGUACUAAGAUAUAAAAAC